UUUCCAACCCAAGUUACAUCACCGCUUCUCAACCUUACAGUAAGUCAGCGUGGCCAAUGUCCAUCAUUCAUGCAUCACGGGCCUGCUGGCCUUCUUCUGCCCUAUCCUAGUCUCCUUUUAGCCAAGGCCUCCGUCGAGUACCUGGGCUCUGCCUCAUCGUGUCCCCUCACCGAUCGGCACCACUUCACUGGAUCAGGUAAGAUAAUGGGGAUCGCAAGGCUAGCCAACACAUUCCAGAGGCACGAGAGGGAAUUCUCCGUGGCUGGGAUCAUCAUGAAUCAGAAUCAAGGUCACACCCUUGAAAGCUGAAUGCCAUGCUUCACUGACCCGUGCCUGCAGAAGUGUGCCCACCUCCAUCACGACUUGCCGAUGAUGUCGCUGGCCAACCUUCCAAGCUCAUUAGCUACUACUAAACCCGUACGUCGGCCGUGGUCAGCUUUUGUCUUGGUAUUCGAUUUUACUUUAUAUCCUCAACUGCCUGCAGAAGUGGCUGAUUUCUAUCCGUCCACGCGGCAAGGUGAUCUGCAUUCGCCAGACGCUCGUUGAAGCUACACACUCUCUCAAAAAUCAGAUUGAUACAAUACUGCAAUGAUGACUGUAUAGCUGUGAAGAGUAUGAGUAUUGUUGAUUGCGGCGAACCACCAUGCAUUCGUUAACCCUGCAACUUGUGGCCUGCCUUUCGGCAGCCCUCACCACCUUCGCUCAAACCACUGGCGCCGAUGUCUACGUGACAACCGCCACAUUAUACCCACCACCCGAGGCCAAUGCCACCCUCCUCAAUGGCACAUUCGUCUAUACCUGCCCAGUGGCGCCAACAGUUUUUGUUAAUCUCACCGAAUACAUUCCAGUCAUUGAAACCACCACACAACCGCUGACUGUAUAUCAAACCAUCAUUUCGACCACCGUCGUGACCUCGGUUCAGGUUCAGCUCUUUACAGAGACCACCACCGAGGUCAGCAUCACCACUGACACGACCGUCAGCGAGACGACGGCAACGGAACUGGCGACAGUAACCACCCCCACAACAGAUACACUUACCGCCACAGAAGUCCAGUUGCUCGUUACUACCACCCAACAAGUCACAAGCGUAACAUUAUGUCCGACCAGAAUUGUCAACCCAGCAUUCACUGCCCUUAGUCCUUUCCCAACAGACUGGACAUGGGGCUGCCCUCCUGGCUGGUUAUGCAGGCCAGAUCGAGAACAAUGCAACUGGGAGUUCGGAUUGCCGGAUCCGAACUUUGUAUGUUCGCCUAAUCACUGUGUCCCAGCCGAAGCCCUUCCUGCAUCAUUGCCAACAUGGGACGACAGUCCCCUAGGCAAUUCCACGCCCGCCCUCGACCCAGGCCUCACAGUUCAGGGCAUUGAUUCAUAUUUCAUGAUGGCACCUGGUGACUUUGGGUUGGGUUACAGCAUCUUCGUGGUUGAUGAAGUCAUCGUGUUGACAUCCACCACUCUAUUGUUGCCAACUCCUACUAUCGACGCCCGACAGGCACAAACAAGUGUCCCAGGAGCUUGUUAUCCUUGGUGCAACAACUGCCUGCUCGAGGCUCAAGCCAACGGCAAAACCCCGUCUCUGUGUAUGCCAGAUUCAGCAUUUGUGGCAUCGUUACAACAGUGCGAAGAGUGUAUCGAGGCGCGUGAGACCGAGGACAAUGCUGGUUUCGUCCAGAUUGCGCCACAAUUCCAACAGUUCCUGGACUACUGUGACACAUUCGCCACCAUUACCGUCACUUCAUCUAUUGCAACCACCACCACCGAUGGCUCUGGUUCGACUAUUAGUACAACCCUACCGACCACCUCGGUGACAGUCACGUCGACCGGAACAACUUCCCCACCACCUCCUCCACCGCCGCCGCCGCCGCCACCAUCGACCACCGCCGAGCCUCCACCACCGCCGCCCGUGACGACGCUGGUCACGACUAGUUUCUCAGAUACCACUGUGCUCGGCGACGACUGGGCGCAGGUGACAAUAAUCCUCCCUGUGGCUGAUAAUAGCACGACGACCAUCUACGGUUCUAGCUUGACCGAGGGAGCGACACUAGUCCUGCCACUUGCUCAGACGACACUGACGUACGAGACGACACUGACCGGCCCAUCAUCUGCACUAGAAGCCUCUCGCGCCUCGACUGGCGAGCCAGCUGAGUUCACGGGAGGUGCAGCGAGUCUCAGAGAUUGGUCGCAGAAUGUCAUCUGGCGAAACGGAAUGAUUGUGCUCGCCACAACUCUAUCGUUGUUAUGGAGCCUCUAAUCGACAUCAUCCCCUGAAGACUAAUGUCUCAACUCAAGUCUAGGGAGAAUUACUCUCCAAGCCGCCCCCAGCGGAGCUAUCGCCAUAUUUUCACGACUUCUACGAACAUCUCCAGGUUUGUCGAGGGUGGAUAUAAUCACAUGCCAUCAUAAUCAUAUAUAUACAUCCCUUAUGUAGGAUGUGGAAAGUCCCAACAUGGUAAAGGUGGACAAUGAAUAGAAAGUAUAUAGGCCACAAGAGACGAAACCUGUAAUUAGGUGAUGAAAUCAGCAAAACAAAUGAUUUGAUCCACAAGAAUACUGAUAUGGCAAAUGCCCUCAC
Messenger RNA from Exophiala mesophila, 2569 nucleotides. RefSeq lists its product as uncharacterized. Bases 644 to 2248 code for a protein of 534 amino acids. The record is from RefSeq and is a predicted model, not a curated record. The transcript has 3 exons. Lineage: Eukaryota; Fungi; Ascomycota; Eurotiomycetes; Chaetothyriales; Herpotrichiellaceae.